Molecule: messenger RNA, 1440 nt
Organism: Acytostelium subglobosum LB1
Lineage: Eukaryota; Evosea; Eumycetozoa; Acytosteliales; Acytosteliaceae
Exons: 4
Coding region: 1-1440 (479 amino acids)
Biological process (GO): proteolysis
Molecular function (GO): serine-type exopeptidase activity; dipeptidyl-peptidase activity
Source: RefSeq, a predicted model, not a curated record
AUGUUUAGACAUCAAGUUGCAUUGUUGGCUUUGUUCUCCAUCGUGGCCUCAGCCUUGCUCGCGGAUGCUCGCGUAUUCCGUCCACACGUUGACCUCCACAGACACACCAGAGUCGGUCAUCAAGAUGCCCAUCUCCAAGGAAUCAAGUACCAAUGGUUCACUCAGAGAUUGGAUCACUUCAAUCAAGCCAAUCAGGGUACAUUCCAACAGAGAUACGUUAUCAAUGAUCAGUACUGGGAUGGUACCGGACCAGUGUUUAUGAUGAUCAAUGGUGAGGGUCCAAUGGACUUGGGCACCGUCACUGGAAUGAAGUUUGUUCAGUGGGCAGAGACCUUCAAGGCUCUGAUCAUCUCGCUCGAGCACAGAUACUAUGGCGCAAGCUUUGCUACCCCAGACUUGUCCACCGAGAACCUCGCCUACUUGUCAUCCCAGCAGGCCCUCGGCGAUAACGCCGUCUUUAGACAGUUCAUCGCCGCCGAGUACAACGUGCCCGCCUCUAGCAAGUGGGUGUCGUUCGGUGGCUCCUACUCAGGUGCCCUGACCUCGUGGUUCCGUCUCAAGUACCCCGCCCUCGUCGACUUGACCAUCGCCUCGUCGGCCCCAGUCAACGCUGUGGUCGACUUUUACCAAUAUCUCGAGGUCGUCCAGAACUCGCUGUUGGCCACCACCAACGGACAGCAGUGUGUCAACAACAUUGCCGCCGCCACUCAAAAGAUCCAAGGUAUGCUCCAGCAACAGGGUGGACUCCAGUCCGUCUCCAACAUGUUCAAGCUCGUCCCAGCUCUCCAGACCCAAAACGACGUUGCCAACUUUAUGCAAUCUUUGGCCGGCAACUUCAUGGGAGUUGUCCAGUACAACCUUGAGGGUCCAGGUCCAUCAACCACCAGCCUCUGCCAAACCAUGACCAACAAUGCCAACGACGCCUUGACCAACUAUUUGGCCGUCUGGAACACUUUUGCUGACAACGAGUCAUCGGACGUCACCUACCAGACAAUGAUUGAGGAGAUGCUCAAUGUCACCAACGACGAGAAUGCCAUCGGAGGCAGAAUGUGGUUCUACCAGACCUGCACUGAGUUUGGCUACUACCAGACCUCAGACUCGAGCAACCAGCCAUUCGGUGAUCUGUUCCCAAUCCAAUUCGCCACCCAACAAUGUGACGACGUCUUCAACUUCACCUUCUUGCCCAACGUCAACUGGACCCAUACCACCUACGGUGAUCUCAACCCAGUCAACUCCAACAUCCUCUAUGUCAACGGAGACAUCGACCCAUGGCACUCACUUGGCAUUUACACCAACCCAACUACUUCACCAAGCCCAUCAUUGUUGAUCCAUGGCACUGCUCAUUGUGCUGAUAUGAUGAUCCCCAACUCAUACUCACCAUCCACCUUGGUUCCAGCCCAGAAGACCAUCGAGUCUUAUCUCCAGAAGUGGUUGCAGUAA